Messenger RNA from Jaculus jaculus (lesser Egyptian jerboa), 465 nucleotides. RefSeq names its product mitochondrial import receptor subunit TOM5 homolog. Bases 9 to 167 code for a protein of 52 amino acids. The transcript is spliced from 2 exons. Gene Ontology annotation, cellular component: mitochondrial outer membrane translocase complex. Lineage: Eukaryota; Metazoa; Chordata; Mammalia; Rodentia; Dipodidae. The record is from RefSeq and is a predicted model, not a curated record.
GAGCCGCGAUGUUCCGGAUCAAAGGCCUCGCUCCAAAGCUGGACCCGGAGGAGAUGAAAAGCAAGAUGCGUGAGGAUGUGCUCUCCUCCAUACGGAAUUUCCUCAUCUACGUGGCCCUGCUGCAAGUCACUUCUCCAUUUAUCUUGAAGAAAUUGGACAGCAUAUGAGGAUGGGCAGUUGCAUGAAAAUACAUGACAUGAGGAACGUGGCUACAGUUUCUACCCUGUCCUUAAUGAAUUGGCCCAGAAAGGUAUAAGAACUGCUUGAAUGGACAAAAAAUUCUACUUGCAAGAACAAGUAGGGCUGUGGUGACAGGCCUUCAUAGCUAAAAUAUAAAUAAUUUGGGAAGUACAAAAAGAUGUUGGGUGCCCUUAUUCCUGUGAUACUUGGCCUCUGUGAGUGUUGAUAUAACUGUAAAUCAUGUCUGACUCCACUUUCUGGCCAGUGUGAUUUUAAGGGGAUUGU